This is a messenger RNA of Kwoniella shivajii, 2406 nucleotides long. RefSeq lists its product as uncharacterized. Gene Ontology annotation, biological process: regulation of DNA-templated transcription. NCBI's taxonomy places the organism in Eukaryota, Fungi, Basidiomycota, Tremellomycetes, Tremellales, Cryptococcaceae. The transcript has 3 exons. The record is from RefSeq and is a predicted model, not a curated record. Bases 1 to 2406 code for a protein of 801 amino acids. Gene Ontology annotation, molecular function: DNA-binding transcription factor activity, RNA polymerase II-specific; zinc ion binding.
AUGUCCUACUCCAACAAUUCACCUCGACCCCAUCCUGCCUACAACUUCGAUCAACAGAUACCGGUCAACUCCAUCACUGGACACCAAGGAAAUUACCCAGACUCAUACUUUGAAAGAUUGGUCAAAGCGAGACAAGCCGGGCCUUAUACAUCUUCUUCUCAAGUCUGCGACAAGUACUACACCAGCACAUCCUACAAUACCGUCGUAGGGUCAGGUUCAGGCGACAUGACUGCUUUAACGAUGCUACCACCCAAUCCCAACCAUGCUAUGAUGAAGAACAUGCAUCAGGAAAUGCCUAGGGGAGUCGCGGAAUAUCGUCAUCAACCGCCAUUGGGAGGGCAAUCCGCUGCCAUGACUCCGGUAACAAAUCAACCUCCUAAGGCUGCUUCUACUUCAACGUUGAUCCCUGCCAAUACCGCGUCUCGCACAUCGCGCUUCAAGCAACUUUUAGAUAAAAAACUCGCGGCAGAACAAAACGCUCAAAGUGUCUCACCAUUGCCUCCCAUCGUCUUCAAGGGGGAUGAACAUCUCAUAUUGUCUCGAAAUAGUAUGGCGGAGCAAGGAACCAAUACUGUAUUUCAUAGAGAAUUCAUUAGUAGGCAAUAUUCCCAAUCCGGACUCCAGCAGAUGGAAGUUGAUCAGACGCCCAUAGAAAAAAUGGACCGACCGCAACAACAACAACAACAACAACAAGCUGCUUCUCAUCCACAAGCAUAUUAUCAAGACGCAUACAACCAGUACCCCGCAUAUGCAGCCAGGCCAAGCGUUAUGCCAGGGUCGACGAUCUUUCAACCCAAACAAGAGUUCCCUCACGAAUCGAAUGCGAAAAUCUCUCCUCCUCCUGUUAUUCCCUACUCCUCUCCGAUCACAUCUGCGACUCCUACAGUGCAGCAAGACUCUUUAGUGAACACUCAACGCAAUUCAUGGAACAAUGCUCUCCAUUCGAGUAAUAAUGGGAUUUAUCCUCAUUCUCUACCAACCUCAUCCACGAUUGCAAUCCCCGUGCAAAGUAAUUCUACUCGUCAUGGUGCCAACCAGCAAAUACAGUGGGGGAACGUCAGUAUGAAUGGUUGGAUGCCUUCUUCGGCUCCAUUGGCUCCUUCAACUCAACAAACUCAAACGCUUCGAGCUGCCCCUCAAUUCGCGUGGAAUAUUUCGGAGACAAGAUCACUCGUCGGAGAAUCGGCCUAUCUUCCUUCAAGAUCCCUGGACUGUUCGAUGGAGGCCUCUCCAACGAUACCUGUCUCUGCCUCAGGACCCGCCCCUUGUCCUUCACCUGGAUUUAUUCCUGGGUCAUCACCAUACAAUCAAGGCAAUUACCCAUUGCCCUAUACCGCUGUCAAGAUCGAACCUGGGACCUCUCAUCUGGCACUACCGUUCUCGUCCCAUUCUCUAUCUACGACUCCGAGUUCUUCGAGCGGUUAUGAGAAUUCACCUUUACUAGAAUACGGACCUAGAAUGUUCACUAACAUGAAUGGGAGCUUCCAACUCCCUGGUUCAGCAAUGUAUAUGGCCUCCACAAACGGUGGGGAUCCAUCCAACUUAGCCAAUGGGAUGGCGGACGGUGGUGCUGGAGGUUCAUCCGGCGAGAGCGGAGGAAAUGGCUGGGCGAAUGGGAAUGGGAAUGGAAAUGGAAAUGGUGAAGCUUCUGGAUCAGGCUCGGGUUCGGGUCGGAGCAGUGGCGAUGGUGAUAAUGGUUCAGGAGGUAAUGAUGGGGACGAUGAUGGUAGGAAUGGUGACGAUGGAACUCCCAGAAGAGGCAAGAAAUUGACUUUAGCCUGUCAUUUCUGCCGUCGAAGAAAACUCAAGUGUAAUGGAGCUCAACCACGCUGCGAUAAUUGCACCAAACGAAACGAGGUUUGCACAUGGGACAAUUCGGUUCGUCGAAGAGGAGCAGGGAAAGCUACCAAAGAACGAAGAGAAAAAGCCGCCAAGGAAGCUACCGAUGCAGGAUUAACCAAUUCAGAUUCUAUGGGUACAAUGCCAUUGCAUCCUGCAGAUGGAGAUAUCGCAGACCCUCAUUCUGGGAUGUUAGGCAGCGGCGAAGAAAUGGGACAAUUACCUAUAGCAGAUGCGUUGAGUUCUUUGCCUGGACUAGAAAACGAGGAACAUAGAAUGCAACAAGCGCAUUCUGGGAUAAUUGAUCACAAUGCUGUCUACUCUGAUAUGCCGAUCGACCCUGCCUUGGCUGCAUUGACAGCUGCGAUUCCUUCGACUCUAGCGGAAUUGGAACAACCCAAAUUGAAAGGUGGGAAAAGAAGGUCAGAAAUAGAUACAGGCAUUGAGCCUGAAGAGAAACGGAUGAAAAUAAUAGGACCGGGGGAUGGACAAGAAAGCUUAGACGGUUUGGGUGGUGGAAAUCCAACUUACGGUAUCAUUGGAAAGAGCGAUAUGUAUCAAGAAUAG